This is a messenger RNA of Ostertagia ostertagi, 264 nucleotides long. The record is from the annotation of a GenBank genome assembly. NCBI's taxonomy places the organism in Eukaryota, Metazoa, Nematoda, Chromadorea, Rhabditida, Trichostrongylidae.
AUGUUCUUGAUCAAACAUCCGCUUUCAGCCGGAACACAUUGCUCCGAUGUUAUCUAUCUGUUCGACUGCAAUUAUUUCACCGCUCCGCUGCCGAUGACGAAGAAAGAUCGAAAGAUCAGCAAAAUGACUAGCAGCAGUUUUAUGGAAUUUGUAAAAACUGGUAAUCCAAAUACCUCACAUCUACCUUGUAAAUGGGAGCCUGUUGGAAAGACCGGCGAGAUACGUUCAUUAAGCAUAAGCGAGAAGCCAACAAUGAUCGGAGAG